CCUGCCGGGCCCGCGCCGCCCCGCCCCUGCUGGCCCCUCCCCUGCCCUCCCCGCCCCCAGUGGGGCCGGCCCGGGCGGCGACCAGAGGGGCGACGUGAAAGGCGAGCGAGGCGGCUGCCUGGCCGGCUGUCGGCGCGCACCCGCUCCCGGCCCAGUCCAGCCCCGCGCCGAGGCCGCUGCCUGCCCCGCGGGGCCCGACGCCAGCCUCCGGGCAGCGGCUUCAGGGCCGGCCCGCGCGUGCGCCGGGGAGUCGCGCGCCACUGUGCCCAGCGGGGACCGAGAUCGGCCGCGCCCUAGGCGCCUGGAACCCCGAGGCGCCCGGCAGAGUCCGACGGACCCACGGCCGCGAUGCCAGACGAGCUGACGGAGCCGGGGCGCGCCACGCCGGCCCGCGCCUCCUCCUUCCUCAUCGAGAACCUGCUGGCGGCCGAGGCCAAGGGCGGCGGGCGCACAGCCCAGGGCAGCAGCGGCCGCGAGGACGAGGAGGAGGACGACGACGACCCGGAGGACGAGGACGCCGAGCAGGCGCGGCGGCGGCGGCUGCAGCGGCGGAGACAGCUGCGCGCCGGCGCAGGGCCGGGCGGGGAGGCGCGGGCCCGGGCGCUGCUGGGCCCCGGCGCGCUGGGCCUCGGCCCCCGGCCGCCCCCCGGUCCCGGGCCGCCCUACGCUCUGGGCUGCAGCGGCGCGACGCGCUGGUACUCGCGGUCACACGGAGGCUACGGAGGCGGCUUCAGUCCUGACACCAGCGACCGGGACUCACCGGAGACGGGCGAGGAGCUGGGCCGUGCCGAGGGCGCCUGGCCCCGGGGCUCCGGGCCGGGAGCGGUGCAGCGGGAGGCGGCGGAGCUGGCGGCGCGGGGCCCGGCGGCCGGCGCGGAGGAGGCGGCGGAGCUGGCCGAGGCCCCGGCGGCGGCGGCGGCGGCCGGGGAGGCGCGCGGCGGCGGCGGCGGCCGCAAGAAGAAGACGCGCACGGUUUUCUCGCGCAGCCAGGUCUUCCAGCUCGAGUCCACCUUCGACCUGAAGCGCUACCUGAGCAGCGCCGAGCGCGCCGGCCUGGCCGCCUCCCUGCAGCUCACCGAGACGCAGGUCAAGAUCUGGUUCCAGAACCGCCGCAACAAGUGGAAGCGGCAGCUGGCGGCCGAGCUGGAGGCGGCCAGCCUGUCCCCGCCGGGCGCGCAGCGCCUGGUCCGCGUGCCGGUGCUCUACCACGAAAGCCCCCCGGCCGCCGCCGCCGCCGCCGCCGGGGCCCCCGCCGCGCUGCCCUUCCCGCUGGCGCCCGCCGCGCCCGCGCCGCCCCCGCCGCUGCUCGGCUUCUCCGGGGCCCUCGCCUACCCGCUGGCCGCCUUCCCGGCCGCCGCCUCCGUGCCCUUCCUGCGGGCGCAGAUGCCUGGCCUGGUGUGAGCCCUCGGCCCGCCGGGCCCACUCCCCGUGGCCGCUGGGGACGUCUGCGGACGCGCCGACGGGCCGUGGCAGCGGCAGCGGCGGCGCAAGGGGGCCGUCGGAAAUGCUGCGAGGCCCCGGGGGCGCCCCGCUGCGCCCCGGGAGCGCCGGGCGGGCCGGAGCCCUGGCCGAAGAUCGUCCAGAAUGUAACAGAGACGCAGGGGACCGUGGCUCCCGGGACAGGCGCAGGGCUGGAUCCCCGCCGGGCAGAGACUGUCCCCGAGACGGUGGGCUGUGCAGCCCGGAGCCCCGGGGGACGGGCCUCAACCUGGGUGCGAAUCCAGCCCGGCUCGGGAGCCGCCGGCGGGCCCGGUCCACGCUCACGCAGGCUGCCCCUGUCCUAGCGGCUUCACCGAGGUGACCACUCUCCUACCGGAACGACCCCGCUGGGGACUGUGCGUGGGCAGGACGGCUGGCCUCCGGAGCAAGCGCUGGGGUCGGUCGGAGGGCCUUGACUUUGGGCGGCGGAGAGAGAGCCCGAGGGAGCGCCCCUGAGUGGGGGAAGGGGCGAAGAUUCUGCCGCUGGCGCCUCUGUCAGACUGUCCCUCCGGAGACGGGCCAGACCGGGCUUUGCUCCUGGGCCGCAGCCUCUGGUUCCCCGCGAAGACUUUUUUUUUUUUUUUUAAACGAAUCAACUUAUUUGCGUAUGGAAUAAAAAGGGACG
Messenger RNA from Sus scrofa (pig), 2104 nucleotides. RefSeq names its product H6 family homeobox 1 (gene HMX1). Gene Ontology annotation, molecular function: RNA polymerase II transcription regulatory region sequence-specific DNA binding; DNA-binding transcription factor activity, RNA polymerase II-specific. Gene Ontology annotation, cellular component: nucleus. Gene Ontology annotation, biological process: negative regulation of DNA-templated transcription; regulation of transcription by RNA polymerase II. The record is from RefSeq and is a predicted model, not a curated record. NCBI's taxonomy places the organism in Eukaryota, Metazoa, Chordata, Mammalia, Artiodactyla, Suidae.